AUCCCGGCUCGAGGCUCCGGCGUCUUUGCCUCUUGCUCCUUCCUUUUCCUUGCGUUUCCUCUUGAACAUUACGAGGUCGUUUGGCACCAUGGAUGGCCUUGACCUCAACACGCACCAGCUGAUCCUCAAUGAUCUGGCACUCAACCUUGCCGAGGGCGCCGCUUCGGGCCACCUCUCGGCCAAGGACGUGGCCCUCUUUGGCUCGGGCGCCUCGACGAGCGCAAAGACGUCCAAGACUGGCAAAGUCCUGACGGCAUCGGCAGUCAAGACGCAGAUCGCUCUGGCCCUCUUUGCCUCGUCGAUCUCGUCGGCUUCUCGCUCCUCGGCCGACGUGCACGACGAGGCAGUCGACGAGCACCUCACCCCUGUCCUCAACGAUGUGCUCAAUGCCGCCAACGAGCUCGUCUCCGUCGACAUCGAGGAGCACCUCGCCAACUCAGACUGGCCCCUUGCCGACCAGCUUGCCUUUGCCAUUACGUCGAGCCUCGUGCGCAUCGCCAAGAAUGCCCCCCAGCAUCGCUCUCGCUGCCUCACCGCCGUCGUCGGCCUCGGCGACCGCCUGGCCCAGGUGCUGAGCGCACAGAGCGGCGACGCACACGCCGUGGCCACGCGCAUCACGCCCCUCUUCCACGGCUACUACCGCGCCCUGGGCAGCAUCGCCUUUCCCUGGUCCAUUGCUGAGUUUGCGCAGCUGGCUACCGCCCUCAACCCGCUUGGCUCGACCUCGCAGACGGUUCGCCGUCUCAACGAGGCCCUCCUGGUCCUGCCUGAACAAGCCGCUGCCCUGGCUCAGGCCGACCGCGCGACGCGACGCAAGGCCAAGAAGCCCACGGUGCGACCGCGCGACGACGACGACGAUGACGAUGCCCGCUCCGUUGGCAGCGUCGACACCUUUUUCUCGGGCGACGAGGACGUCGAGGACCAGCAAGACGAAGGCAACGCUCGCCUGGGAGGAUUCACCCACACGGGCGACGAAGACGCAUACGACUACCGCCUCGCGGUGCUGACGCACUACCGCCGCGCCGGCCGUCCGCUCUCGGGCCACUUUGUUCUCUGCGCUGCCAUCGAGGCCCUCAGUUCGGUCCUGUCGCAGGCCCUGGCCGUCAUGGCCAAACCGCCGAUCAAGAACUUUGCCGACUACCAGAAGCUGGCCUUGGACCAGGACUACAUCGACCCAGCCCGGGUCAGCAACGCCGAGCGCUUCGACCUCGCCGUCGACGAGGAGAAAGACGAAGCCAUUGGCCUCGAGCCGGUGCGCAAGGCAUGGAAGUCCCUCUUGCGCUAUCCGGUCAAGGCUGGUGAAGAUGCGCACGCCAACGGCACCGCCAACGGCAUUGCCAACGGCACGGCGGCGCAGACGACAUCCUCGUCUCGCUUCCUCUCUGCCAUCCCAGGCAUUGGCGGCAACAACUCGGCCGCAUUUGGCACCGACUCAGGCUCGCCGACGCCUGCCAGCCUCCGGUCCGGCCUCUCGUCGGCUGUCCAUCUGGCCAGCCGCGCGUACCACGACCUGCAGCGCUUCGUGGAAAACGAAGGGGCGAAGCGUGGCGAGCUCUUCGUCGACGUCUACGUCCUCGAGAUUCUCAGCGAGUCGCUCAAGCUCGGCGCCCUCGCCUCGGUGGCCCAGUCCCAGGCUACGGGCUCGCCGAUCGAGAGCCACACGCUGGUGCGCAUCCGCUCCCUCCUCAGCGAUGCCGCCAUCGUGUAUGAGCCGCUGCUCCAGGGCGCGGCGCUGCAGAGCGCCAGCCUCCUCGUGCGCAACUACCCAAAGAUUGCCAUGGUCAUGACGACGCAGCUCCGUCGCUUCGUCACUGCGCCCCUCGCCAUGUUCUCCAUCGUCGAGCCCCACGGCGGUCUUGCGCCCUCGCCCGUCCUCGCCUCGGCAGCAAAGUGCCUGGCCACGUGCACCAGCCUCGCGCCUGGCGACGACCUCGUCGUGUCGACGAUGUACACGCUCCUCAACUACCUCGGCAAGGACACGAGCACCGGCGGCUUCGGCGCUGGCGGCCUUGCUGGUGGUGCCAUGUCCGUCCGCAGCGGCGUCUCGCGCGCCGUGACGGGACGGGACUUUAUGAGCAUGAAGCCGUCCAACACCCAGGCCCUCUUUGCCUCGAGGAGCGACGACCAGAAGCGCGUCAUCCAUGCCAACACCAUUGCCAUUGUCGCCCAGCUGGCCCUCGAGGUGGGCAAGCCCGAGGUGAUUGCGCUGGCCAUCUCCAUGCUCCUCCAGCGCCUCCGCACCGCCGACGACAUUGGCGAGGCGGCCAUCCUCAACAACGUCGUGCCCCUCGCCCUGGCUGCUCCCCGCCAGUCGUAUGUCGAUGUCAUCCGUGCCUUUAGCAACGUCUCUCGCUCGGCCCUAACCGGUGGCGCAGGCAGACGAGCCGACUCGUCGGUCCAGGUGGCUCAGCUUAAGCUCGCGAGGGGCCUCGGAAGGCUCGACGAAGGCCAGGGGGUCGCUUUGGAGAAGAAGCAGCAGCAGCAGCAGGCCCAAACCUCAGAUGGCCAGGACGCCGACACCGACGACCGGAUCAGCGGCCGCAAGGAGCUGUUCGUCGUCGAGCUGCUGCAGCUCUUUGUCGAAAAGGGCACCCAGCUCGAGGGAUCCACGGCGUCCAAGGUUGUCAGCUCCGAGGAAAAGGCAGAGCUGCUCGCCGAUCUCCAGGGCCUGUUGCCGCCCCUGGCUGCGCUACUGUCGCACAAGGACAUCAACCCGCAGCUGAACCCAACACUGGAGAUGGUCUCCCUCUUCCGCAACAUGUGGUUCCUCGCCGUCAUCUUUGGCCUGGCCAAGCCCCAGAACAAGGCGCGCAUCCGCAACAGCCCUUCGAAUGCGACGGACACGAGCCACAUCACCGAGGCUCUCGGCAUCAUCUCGCUCAAGACGCCCACCCUCGUCCCCGAGACGGCCGUCAACUACAUCGAGAGCGAGCUCAAGUUCAACUCGGUCCUCCGCCGCGAGUUUUCCUCGUCGGCACUCGAGGGACAGCGCAAGAGCCUGGCGACGCUCAUCCCCAGCCAUGCAAGCGAGGUGCGCUCGUUUGGCUUCCCCCAAGUCACCUUCCUCAACACCAUCUACAGCCUCGAGUGCACGCGCAGCAGCAUGGGCAUGCCCUCGAUGGUCCUCUGGUACUUUGUCAACGAGGGCCUCAACAACAGCUCCCUCGUCGGCUCCAUGGAAGCCAUUGCCGACAAGGUCAUUGCCUCGUACAUGGAGGAUCUCUCCUACCAGGUCAACGACCACUCGCUCGACCCGCGUGUCACGAUGGAGGUCAGGAACCUCGUCCUCGGCAGCUGCCACCGCGUGGAAAAGGUUCGGACCGUGUCGAGGCGCUUCCUCGACCGCCUCAUCAACGCCUACCCUUCGCUGCUCUGCGACCAAGACCUGGUCGUGACAAUGCUCGAGAUGCUCACCCUCCUCCGUCAGGGCUGCGAGGGCCAGUACCGCGACGAGUAUGCGCCCGUGUACCACUUCAAGUCCGAAAAGGCCGACGUCGCCUUUGUCCUCUCGGACUCGUAUGCGCAGCGAAACGAGAUUCUCUCGUCGUUCCUCCAGCGCACGCGAAAUUACAUGGGCCUGCUGCUCGCCCGCGCUCCCGUCGAGCUUCAGGGCAUCCUGCAGCGCUACCUGGGCACCUUUGACGACGCCCUCCUUCCCGGCACAGCCGAAUUGGGCAAGAGCGUUGCCCUGGAGGUCGCUCGCGCCCUGCCUACUCAGGGCGGUCAGGAGGGCUUCCUCCCCGAGCUCGGCGGCUGGCGUGCCGAUUCCUCGAGCGCCUUUGUGGGCGAGCUGUCGGCCAAGAGCACCUACCUGGGCGAAAUGACGGGCACCCACCUCGCCCUCACAAAGGGCCUCGUCGAGCUGCAGCAGGACCCCAUCAGCAACUUUUCCGACAAGAGCGUGGCCGACUGCAAGAAGCAGCUUGCCCGCGUCUCUGCCGACCUCGCCGACCCUCACGCCAGGCCGCUUCCCUUUGCCGAGCUCAGGAGGCUGCUCUACCGCUCUGCGGCCCUCGCCGUAGCGCUGCCAGACGUGCACUACGAUCUCCUCCACUACCUCGUCUCGAUUCCCAUUCGCGUCUUUACCCCUGCCGCCAUCACGACGGCGAGCCACGUCUGGACGUGGGUCAUUGGCGAGCGACCCCUCUUUGAGACCAAGAUCAUGGUCGAGAUCUCUCUCGGGUGGGCCACCACGAUCAAGGGGCGCAAGGGUCUCUUCUCGCCCAGCAUGACCAACGAGCAUCCUCUGCUUCGCAAGACGGAGAUGUCGCCUACGGACCGUGUCGAGAUGAACCGGGAGCGAGAGCGCGCCCAGCGACUCUUCUCGCCUCACCUCACCCUCAUCCAGCUCGUCUCCAGCCGCUUCCAGGCUUUCCGCUACCGCGAUCCGUCCAUGGUUCUCGCUCUUGUCCGCCUGAUCCAGCGUUCAGCCAUUGCGACGGACAAGAUGAGCACUCACCCGCUCUCGAGGGAGGUCCGCUUCGCCCUCAUCGUCUUUGGCUUCCGAGUCAUUCAGAGCAGCCGCCUGGAUGGCCUCGUCGAGUACCAGCUUCGCCUGGCCCUGUACAAGGUCGCGUUUGCCUGGUUCGAAACGACACCCCAGUGGUCCUUUGGCAGCAACCGACUCCAGGUGGCGGCCGAGAUGCAGCUGAUGCGCGAGCUCCUCGACGUCCUCAAGGCCGACACGUUCAAGGCCCAGUAUGCCAUCACGUCUUUCCCGCCCAGCAUGGAGGGCGUGCGUAUGCCUGGUCACCAGACCGUGCCACAGGCCGUCGAUUCCUUUGCGGGCCGCCGUGCGCUGCUGCAGCUUCUCGUCGAAGACGAGCUAUCUCGAUUCAGCGUGUGGAACAACCCGAUCAACGAGCCCAGCCGCGGCCAGGACUACAACGGCGAGCUGACGCGCACCAUCAACGACACCAAGUGGGCCGACAUGAUCCGCCUGGCCUGGCGCAUCAACGCGACCGUGGCCGUCCAGAUGACGCGCCGCUUCAAGGCGCAUGCCGCUCGUCGCGAGGCCGGUCGGCUCGUUCGUGCGCAGCCCUACAAGGUCGUUGACUGCCCCGAGGCCUUUGAGCUGCUGGCUGAGGAGCACAUGUCACUCUGCACCAAGGAGGGCACUGACCUCAAGUGGCUGCACUACUGGGCUGCCAUCACGCCCGUCCAGGCCGUCGAGCUCUUCCAAAAGGAGUAUGGCAACAGCGCCAUGCUGCUCCAGUACGCCAUGGGCGCCCUCGAGCACCACCCCGUCGAGCUCACCUUCUUCUACAUUCCGCAAAUCGUCCAGGCGCUCCGAGACGACGAGUAUGGCUAUGUGGAGCAGUUCAUCUUUGAGACGUCCAAGAUCUCGCAGCUCUUCUGCCACCAGAUCAUCUGGAACAUGAAGGCCAACUCGUACAAGGACGACGAUGCCGAGGUGCCCGACCCGAUGAAGCCGACGCUGGAUCGCAUGGUCGAUCUCAUCGUCGCUGCCUUGUCGGGCGAGGCGCAGGACUUUUACGACCGCGAAUUUGGCUUCUUCAACGAGGUCACAUCCAUCUCGGGCAAGCUCAAGCCGUACAUCAAGAAGAGCAAGGCCGAGAAGAAGGCCAAGAUCGAUGAGGAGAUGGCCAAGAUCAAAGUCGACCCGGGCGUCUACCUGCCCUCGAACCCCGACGGUGUCGUGGUGGAUCUGGCCCGCAAGUCAGGUCGGCCGCUGCAGUCGCACGCCAAGGCGCCGUUCAUGGCUACCUUCAAGGUGCACCGCGACGUCAAGAGCGACGAAGAUGGCGACGCCGAAGAGCCUGCAGACGGCAAGGUCGACUCAAAGGGCAUCGACGUGUGGCAGGCUGCCAUCUUCAAGGUCGGUGACGACUGCCGGCAGGAUGUGCUGGCCUUGCAGGCCGUUGCCAUGCUCAAGAACAUCUGGCAGUCAGUCGGCCUUGACCUGUACCUCAACCCGUACCGUGUCACGGCCACCGGCCCCGGUUGCGGUGUCAUUGACGUGGUGCCCAAUGCCACGAGCCGAGACGAGAUGGGCCGGGCGCAGAUCAACGACCUGAACAGCUUCUUUUUGACAAAGUACGGAAAUGCAGACUCGAUUGCUUACCAGCAGGCCCGCCUGCACUUUGUCAGGUCCAUGGCCGGCUACUCGCUCGCGUGCUACUUGCUCCAGAUCAAGGACCGGCACAACGGAAACAUCAUGAUCGACGGCGACGGCCACAUCAUCCACAUUGACUUUGGCUUCCUCUUUAUGAUUGGACCAGGAGGGAUGAAGUUUGAGCCAAAUUCGUUCAAGCUCUCGCUCGAAUUCGUAGAGGUCAUGGGUGGACCCGACUCGCAAGGAUUCAAGUACUUUUGCGAGCUCGUCGUCAAGGGCUUCCUCGCGCUCAGGCCCUAUGCGCAGGACAUCAUGUCGCUCUGCAGCCUCAUGUACGGCACCGACCUGCCGAGCUUCAAGGGUCCCCAAACGUUUGUCGAGCUCCACGAUCGCUUCAAGCUCGACUUGAACGAGAGGCAGGCGGCCAGCCAUGCGCAGGACCUCGUCAAGGAUGCGUACGGCAACGGACGGAGCGUCUUCUACGACCAGUUCCAGGCCUGGCAGAACGGCAUUCCCUAUGCCAAGUGAUCACUCUUUGAAACACACACGGCCUCUGCUGCUACUACUCUCUAUUUCUCUGUCUUUUGAUGGCACCGUCUGUCUUUCUUUGUGCGGAAAUUACGAUCCUUUGCUCC
Acaromyces ingoldii is the source of this 6711-nucleotide messenger RNA. RefSeq lists its product as hypothetical. Lineage: Eukaryota; Fungi; Basidiomycota; Exobasidiomycetes; Exobasidiales; Cryptobasidiaceae. The transcript has 2 exons. Gene Ontology annotation, molecular function: 1-phosphatidylinositol 4-kinase activity. The record is from RefSeq and is a predicted model, not a curated record. Gene Ontology annotation, biological process: phosphatidylinositol-mediated signaling; phosphatidylinositol phosphate biosynthetic process. The coding region runs from base 89 to 6604 and encodes 2171 amino acids. Gene Ontology annotation, cellular component: cytoplasm; plasma membrane.